Molecule: messenger RNA, 378 nt
Organism: Momordica charantia (bitter melon)
Lineage: Eukaryota; Viridiplantae; Streptophyta; Magnoliopsida; Cucurbitales; Cucurbitaceae
Source: RefSeq, a predicted model, not a curated record
AUGAAAUUCUUUUCUGCUCCUCUGUUUCUGGUUGUCCUGCUUCCAGCAAUGGUGGCAGCUGCCGCUCCCAGUCCCAGUCCCGUCUAUCAGCCGAGUCAAGGCGGCCAAUAUGAGCCGAUAAAAAAUUUGAGUGACCCAUACAUUUCCGAAAUCGGAAGGUAUGCAUGUAUUGAGUACAACAGGAAAUACCCGAGUCCUACACCACUUGUAUUCCAGAAAGUGGUGAGUGGGGAAAAACAGGUGGUGAAUGGAUACAACUACAAGCUCAUAAUGUACAUCAAAAGCGGCGGUCUAAUUCCCCAGUAUGAGGUCAUCGUGUAUGACAUUCCAUGGAAGAGCCACAGAGAACUUACGUCUUUAAAUAUCUACCACAAUUAA